AUGAGAAUUAGCCACUGUGACACAGCCAAACAAGCUUGGGAUCUACUUCAGGUUACUUAUGAGGGAAACAAGAAGGUUAGAGGUCAGAAGCUUCAAAUACUCGUAUUGGAAUUUGAGAACAUGACCAUGGGGGAAGAUGAAUCAAUUGAUGAUUUUCACGCUCGACUUCUCAAUGUGACAAACCAAUUCCAAGAUGAUACCCUUGAUGAAGAAACAAAUGUCAAGUGUAAGCAAUUAUAUCAUGCUUCGAAAAUUGUUCUUCGGAAAAAUUAUACACUUGAAAAAGAAAUUGAUUCUUUACGAGAAGAAAAAGAGAAAAUUGAGCUACAAUUUGAAACUUUUGUAAAAGAAUGGAAUGUUGAGCGUACUAACCUUGUUGAUAAGAUAAAAGUUUUGCAGGAUGAGGUUAAGUCUGAAGUUGGGGACAAGGAACAUGGUGAUCUCAUUAAUAAAAUUAAAAUUUUGCAGAAUGAGUUGCUUAAAGUCAAGAAAAGCUUCAACAAGUUCUCCAUAGGGUCUGAAAAGGUGUGGAAGGUGAAAAUUCGCUGGGUCAAUCACAUGCUUAAGAAGACAUUGAUUCUGGUCCCAAAUUUCCCAAAAGACCAGAACGUAAAUUGGACCUUCAAACCUAUAAAAAAGUUUCUCAGGGUUACUCAAAAUCAGAGGAAAACGAUGGGUAUUAACUCACAUGCCUCGCUACAAGCUGAGUUGAAAGAGGGUCUGAAUCUGAUCGCCAGGAUUGCAAAGCUGGCUUCAAUCCCUGUGGAUCUGGAAACAAAAACGAAGCAGAAGCAAAUUUGGAUUAAAAAAGAGACACCUGAUCAAUUGGUGGAAAUUCAAAAAUUACAUCAAGAGAAAAAAGAAAGAGAUGAAAAAAAACUAGAAAUUAUGAAGGAGAAAAUUGAAGUUGACAAAGAAAAACUGCGAGUUAGGAAACUUGAGGUUGAGAAUAGGAAAAUUGAGGCUGAGAUGAGAAUUAUGUCUAUGGAUACAUCUACUAUGAAUCCUGAGCAGAGGCAUAAGUUUGUAUGGGAGAUUGCAAAGCCUUCUAGUUCUUUUAGUUUGUAUCAGUUCGUUUGGUUUCCAGUGAAAUAG
This is a messenger RNA of Rosa rugosa (rugosa rose), 1095 nucleotides long. RefSeq lists its product as uncharacterized. The transcript is spliced from 7 exons. The record is from RefSeq and is a predicted model, not a curated record. Lineage: Eukaryota; Viridiplantae; Streptophyta; Magnoliopsida; Rosales; Rosaceae. The coding region runs from base 1 to 1095 and encodes 364 amino acids.